Nymphaea colorata (pocket water lily) is the source of this 5417-nucleotide messenger RNA. RefSeq names its product protein STICHEL-like 3. Gene Ontology annotation, cellular component: DNA polymerase III complex; DNA replication factor C complex; nucleus. Gene Ontology annotation, molecular function: DNA clamp loader activity; DNA-directed DNA polymerase activity; ATP hydrolysis activity. The coding region runs from base 1706 to 5341 and encodes 1211 amino acids. Lineage: Eukaryota; Viridiplantae; Streptophyta; Magnoliopsida; Nymphaeales; Nymphaeaceae. The transcript has 8 exons. Gene Ontology annotation, biological process: DNA repair; DNA-templated DNA replication. The record is from RefSeq and is a predicted model, not a curated record.
CUGUGAACGACUGGAAACAGCAGCUGCAAGCACUCAGAGAGGGGGAGAGGGGCCGAGGAAUCGUCGUCUUCGAAGAGAGAUCCAGGAGUUGCAGUAGAAAGGGAAAGUUAGAAAGCAACGGGAACUCGCUCGCUCUUCUUACGGAGGGGAAUGUUCUAAAAGUGUUGCUUCUUCCUCCUUUUUGUACUCCCUUCGUCCUGCCUUUUCCUUUCUGCAGGGCCAGGAUUAGGGCAAAAACUACGUGCUGAAAGGUGAAGCUGAGGCUUCCGACGGCCGGAGCUCUUAGCUGCCUCGCUUUCUUACCGCUUUCAAGUUUCAAGCUUCCCGGCUUCCUUUUGGACGACUUCUGUUGUAGACAACUCGGAAGAGAUCGUUUUAUCUCGUCUUUCUGAUAAAUGACAGAUGGAAGAUCUGAUUGAGCUGAAACAGUUUGGUUUCAGUCUUUUGAAUGCAGAUCAGCCGGUAGACCUCGCGUUUUUCGAAGCUUACUUUUGGCCGAAGCUGGCUCUACAGCGCAGUUUCUCCUGUCCGUAGACAGAGUGUAAGCAUUCCGAGUGCAAAACAGUGGAAUCUUGGUCCUGGAAUUGCUUCCCUGAACUCAUGAGAGUUGGUUUUUGUUGAAGGAGUUCUAAACUUAUUUCCAUCGAUUCUUUUCUUUCAUUUGGCAAAGCUGGGAAACUUUGUGAGUGAUUUUAAGGAGCGGACUGACUUUGGCGGUGUAAGUAUUGGUUUUACUCUUUUCUGAGUUUGUAGUCUUUUGAAGAAAAGGUCUUGAUUCCCUAAUCAAGAGAAGCCUAAGAAUAACUCGGAAGGUAGCUGUGGAAGCCUUCUGCGAUGUUUGGUGAGCUUAGUUUCUAGCUGGUUCUUGAAAAUCGCCCAAACGUGUCUACCCCCAGACGCACUAGGUCGUGCUUUUUUGGUGAGGCAAACAUGUUAGGUGAAGGUUAAUUAUUGAACGCAAAUGAACGCGGCAGAAUCAAUGCUGAAUAUACUCAAAAUGUGACGAUAGAAGACCUUCUUUUCUUUGAAAUGGAACUAUUUGGUAGCAAUUUGAGUAUGAUGGAUGAUUCGAUGCGAAAAAUGGACAAAAUGGACUAAGUGUUCAUGUCCUGUUCCCAACGAAGUGAAUUUUUUAGUAUAGUCAUUGAUUCGUCGAGGGUAGUUCCAUAUACGUUUCCAGAGACCAACUAUAUUCGACUCUUCAUUGUCCAGUGGAGUUAUUUUAGUUGCCGUUUGACUAGAAGUGCGCAGAGUCCGGCUUGCUUCCUGGUCAGUGUAAGUUCUUGCAGGUAAUCUUACUUGAGGAACUGUUCAUGAAGAAGUUACAGCGGAUCAGUUAUGAUGCAUAGUUAGCACGGCAUCAUUCAGCUUAGGCGUUUCAUUCUUCUGUAAUUUAAUUUACUUCUCGAUGCAAAUCACUCUUUAAACAAGGAAUGUUGCCCGUAUUGACUUGGUCGUUGGGUAAAAGACAUGGUCUAAAAUUAUGUGCAGCUUGUCUAGAAGGAAUAUCUCCUCCACUAUCACUUAAAACUUGUGUUGCCCUGGAUAUUGGCUCUUGUUGUGCCUAUGCGUGGUUUUGGCUUCUUUUGACAUUAUGUGCUUCGUGGUUUUGCUGCUUGAUUGAAGGUGGGGGAUACUGUAUUUUAUUCUCAUUUGACAGUGACAGGCUGGUAUUUCAGCUUUAUAACCAACUUCAGUUCCAGUCAUGACUAGGACUGUUGUUCAUGGUGCCUCUUCCAAGAUUCUGAGGGAAGAAGACUGCAACAUUCAGGAUCAUCUUCGUAAUCAUGUACAUUUGACAAAUUGUAUCCACGUAAAGAACCAUUUGCACAAAUACAGCCCAAAUCCUAUGUCUGCUGAGAGUGCACUGAUAAGAGACCUAAUUGUCCUUCAGAGAUCUAGGUCACUAAGGGACCCUUCAACCAGCCCAUCUUGGCAUUCUCCUAUUGCAGAUUCUUUAGCAAAGAGGCUUGAAAAGGGAGCAAUACAAGCUGGCCGCAGGUCUGUUGGACCGGAUCAUACAAUUGAAUCAAGAACAGGGUUUUCCAGUUCACCACUUCUUGCAAGUUUUGAAGCAUCAAGGGUAGUGGAAAGGGAAAGCAAAAAUUGUUUAGAAGUAGGAAAGGAGAAUGAUGGAAGCGGGGUUGUAGUCUAUCAAAAUAUUCAAGGGAGAAUGAAGAAAGUUGGAAAAGGUAAGGGUGAAGCCUCUGCACCGAAAGGUAGAGAAGCCAAUGUUGAGAUGCGAAACUUGGCAGGUGCUACAGGUACAUCCAAGGUUGAAGAAAGAUCUUCUGCAUUGGCUGAUUAUAGUCAUUUGCAUCCUGAUUUGGGGAAACGGAAGACUGUUUCUAAAGGCAGAAAGCUCGUGAUUAAGGAUUCCCACAGCCAAAGUCACCAUGAGAAAAGCAUUUUAGAACAAGUGAAAGAGAUAUACUUAGAUGGUGAAGACGUAGGACCUUCUCAGUCUCACCUUCAUAGCAGGCAUAAAAUGGUCAUUCAGAGACCAGGAACAAGUGGAAGGGGGAGUGACAACAUAGAUCGAUCAAAUUUAGGUGCAGAGUUCGGUGCAUUCAAAAAGCGCAAGUUGAAAAGUGCAAGGAUAUCUCGUGCACUACCAGGUUCCAGAGUGGGUGGAGGUCAUAAUGAGUUGUCUUUAGUUUCAGAUUCACUAGCUAAUGCAGCUGCUCAUGCAAAGUAUCGGUCUGAGUGGAAUGGAAUUUCAGGUUAUGAAGAAAAUGAUGAAACUGAGCUUACCCAUGCUCCACGGAAUGGGUGUGGAAUUCCAUGGAACUGGUCUAGGAUACAUCACAGGGGAAAAACAUUUCUUGACAUGGCAGGACGAAGUUUUUCAUGUGGAUUGUCAGACUCUAGGUUAAGGAAAGCUGAAGGGCCUAGUUCUCAAGUGCCGGCUUCUCCAGAUAUGCUUGCCACGUCCAACCAGUCAGAUUCAUCUGCAAGAUCUGACUCUGAGGUUCUGCCACUCUUAAAUGAGCCAUCAGGCUCCCAAGCAAGUAGCCAAAGUGCUGCUUGGGUUCGGGAUUACUCAGGGGAACUGGGUAUCUAUGGCAAUCAGAGGUUGAAGCAAGAUAGAGAUUCUGACCUUGUUUCUGAAGGAAGGUCUGGUGAUCAGCAGACAUUCAGGCAGUAUCUUCAAUCUGGCGAGUUGAUACCUGGUGAAAGGCAUAGGAGCUUGACACAGAAAUAUGUACCAAAAAGUUUCAUGGAUUUGGUGGGACAGAACUUGGUUUCACAGGCUCUUUCAAAUGCAAUUGCACAAAAAAAGGUUGGGCUUCUUUAUAUAUUUUAUGGUCCACAUGGAACAGGUAAAACUUCAUGUGCACGAGUCUUUGCACGAGCUCUGAAUUGCCAGUCUCUGGAAUACCCCAGACCUUGUGGUUCCUGCAAUUCAUGCAUUGCUCAUGAAUUAGGAAAGAGCUCUAGCGUGCAUGAGGUAGGUCCAGUUGGUAGUCUUGACUUUGAAAAUGUUAUGGAGCACUUUGAGGAUAUGGUGUUAUCUAAAAAAUCUUCUCUCUACCGAGUCUUUAUAAUCGAUGACUGUGACAGUUUGCCCUCUGAUUCCUGGAGUGCAAUCUCAAAGAUUAUUGAUCGUGCUCCUCGGCGCAUAGUUUUUAUCCUUAUCAGUACAAAUAUUGACCAUUUGCCUCAUAUGAUCAUAUCGAGAUGCCAGAAAUUCUUUUUCCCAAAAUUGAGAGAUGCAGAUAUUAUUUCCACUUUGCAUUUUAUUGCAACUCAGGAAAAUAUUGAAAUAGAAAGAGAUGCAGUGAAACUCAUAGCAACAAGAUCUGAUGGAUCGCUUAGAGAUGCUGAAAUGACCUUAGAACAAUUAAGUUUGCUGGGCCAAAGAAUAUCAGUUUCUCUUGUUCAGGAACUUGUUGGGUUGGUGUCAGAUGAUAAGCUGGUUGAUCUUCUCGACUUAGCAUUGUCAGCUGACACUGUGAGCACAGUGAAGACAUUGAGAGAGAUUAUGGAAGCCGGUGUUGAGCCAUUGGCUUUGAUGUCACAGCUUGCCACAAUAAUCACUGAUAUUCUUGCUGGUAGUUAUGUGUUUACUAGAGAAAGAUUAAGAAGAAAGUUUUUUCGACGUCCAACAUUAUCUAAAGAAGAAAUGGAGAGACUGAGGCAGGCUCUUAAGACACUUUCUGAAGCAGAGAAGCAACUAAGGAUGUCAAAUGACAGAUUAACAUGGUUGACAGCCGCUCUCCUUCAGCUUGCUCCAGAGCAGCAAUACAUUGUUCCAAGUUCUUCUGCAGACACGAGUUUCAAUCAUAGUCCUCUUAGACCUAGCAGUAGGGAUGAGUCAAGGACCCGAACCAGCAUUCAUCUUGAGUUAUCUAAAAAUAGGAGGUCUAACCUCCAUGUCGCGAGUACCAGUGAUGAUCAUGGUGUAGAAAGUGCAGGACAGAUUCCAGGUUUAAGUCAUAAAGAUAUGGAAGAGAUAUGGGCAAAUGUGCUGGAAAAGAUACAAUCCAAUACCCUGAAACAGUUUUUGGAUCGUGAAGGACAGCUGAUUUCAGUUAAUGUUGGCACUGCUCCAACUGUGAAGCUGCUGUUCACCUCACAUUCUAACAAAGCCAAGGCAGAAAAGUUCAAAGCUUGCAUUUCACAAGCAUUUCACGCUGUUCUCCAUUUCUCUGUCGAAGUUGAAUUUUUGCAUGAAACAAAAGAAAAAAAAGGUGAUGUUCAGUCUUCACUUGCCGUAAUAGCUGAGAAUGAUACAUCACACAGAAUAUCUGACCAGAAAUUAAGAGCCCAUAAUAAAGUUCCAAAAGCAGGUCAAAGUGAUGGCAGGAGGUCUUCAAAGAGUACAAAUACAAAAGUUGGCAGCUCCUCUCAGGGAAGAAAACUGCACCCCAACUCUCAAGAGACAACCAAAAACGAAAUCGUUGAAAUAACAGCAUCUCCUAUUCAGUUGAAAAGUAAUGUUCUGGAUGAGAACAAUAUGGAAAGUGCUUGGGUAGAGGAAGCAGCUGACCGUCAUCAAUCUUCAUCAGUUUCUGUUCACGCAAGAAAAGUGAAAUCAAGGGACCAUUCGCUGAGAAAGAGUUUGGUCAAGGGAAAAGUCUCUCUUGCUCAUGUGAUCCAACAGGCAGAAUCUACUCAACAUGGUGGACGGUCUAGGUGUGAAGGGAUAUCAAUUGCUGAAAAGCUUGAACAGGAGAAUUUGAGACUGGAGCCAAGCUCAAGAGUUAUGCUUUGCUGGAAGGCGUCUAAAGUUACACUGAGGAAGCUCCCACGUCUCAAGAGCCGGCCAAGGAGAACACGGUCACUCUUAAAACUGGUUCCAUGCGGAAGAUGUGCUUGUUCUAAGUCUCCCAGAUGAAUGAUUUAAGCAUGUUAUCACAUCUGAUGUAGUCCUAGUAUUAUUUAACGUAAAUAAAGAACUCUCUCUCUCUCUC